Molecule: messenger RNA, 1348 nt
Organism: Rhopilema esculentum
Lineage: Eukaryota; Metazoa; Cnidaria; Scyphozoa; Rhizostomeae; Rhizostomatidae
Product: sulfotransferase 1E1
Molecular function (GO): sulfotransferase activity
Source: RefSeq, a predicted model, not a curated record
AGAAUGACUACAGUAGCCCUAAGACCAUUGGAGAGCGUGGACUGUUAGCAAGACGGUUGGCUAGGUCGUCAAAAAGACUUGUCUGUAUAGUUUUGUUCUGUUUGAAUCAGAAAAACGAGAGAGAAUUAUGACAGAUGUUGAACUACUAUCAUUAUCUGAUGGUGAAACAGAGAGGUUAAAGCAGGUUUAUCCAAAUCCAUUCCUAAAUUAUGGACAGAGGUUUAUCAGAACAAUGCCUGGCCAUUGUGUGCUUCCAGCUGCUUACGAGAAGUUCAAAAGCCAGUUACAAAAAUGGGAUGUACGGGAAGACGAUGUGUACGUGCUAACAUUUGCAAAAAAUGGCACAACUUGGACACAGGAGCUCGUCUGGUGCCUCCAGAACAACUGUGACAUCGGUCAGGCAAAGAGUCGCCAAGCCGGUGAACGUGUGCCAUUUUUGGACUUCCCUGUACUUGCUGAUUGCAUGAAACACAUAGCACCUAUUCCUUUGGAAGGUGCUUUGAAACGAAUCGGAGGAAUGGAUUCGCCAAGAGUUUUGAAAUCUCAUCUUCCCUACUGCCUUCUUCCUGAUGACAUAUUGGAAAAAUGCAAAGUCGUCACAUGUUUGCGGAACCCAAAGGACACUGUUGUUUCGUUUUACCAUCAUGAAAAAUUGAUAAAAAUCCAUGGCUAUGAGGGUGAUUUUGAUACAUAUUUUGAUUUGUUCAUGGAUAAUCUGUUGCUUUACACCCCAUAUUUCGAUUAUGUGGCUGAAGCAUGGAAAAGAAGAAACCACCCGAAUGUGUGUAUCUUGUUUUUCGAAGAAAUGAAAGCUGACUUGGAAAGUAAUGUGAAGAAGGUGGCGAAGUUUCUGGAAAAGGAUAUCACAGAUGACCAAUUAAAGCUUCUCGUUGACCAUUUGAGCUUCAAGAAAAUGAAGGAAAAUAAAUCGGUAAAUCUUGAAGGUAUCCAAGAUGGGAAAACUCUAAACAAAGUUGGAAGCUUUAUUCGAAAAGGGGAAGUGGGGGAUUGGAAGAAUUAUUUCACCAAGGAGAUGAAUAAGCGAAUGGAUGCAGCGAUUGAGAAAUAUCUCCAGCCAAUUGGACUUGAGUUUAGAUAUGAAUAACUGAAUUUUUUUAGUCCCAGCAGAAACAAAGAGUUUUUAAGAAGGUUCCAACAGAGUUGCGUAUGCACUGGAAGUUGUGUCCCAAUAAAUAGUCUGUAGUGACAUUUUGAGGUCACACGUCGAUAGCUUGUUUGCGGAUAAGAACUCUCUUCCAUCCCUCCCUUGAGGAUUUUGAGUAGCUGUACUGUAGUAGUGAUUUCUCAUUCUACUUGAUGCCAUGCUUAGCUAGAAUUGAAAACAUUA